Tuber aestivum (summer truffle) is the source of this 2625-nucleotide messenger RNA. Lineage: Eukaryota; Fungi; Ascomycota; Pezizomycetes; Pezizales; Tuberaceae. The record is from the annotation of a GenBank genome assembly.
GUUCCCAGAAGGUCAAAUUCACAUCUGCCGCAGCGUUUACGGGUAGAAACCUAAGCUUCCGUUUAUGAUAUUAUACUGCCCGACACCGUAGGCCCUCAGGCCUCUAAAACAUUGGCUCCUUAGAAAAACAUGAAAAACGCGCCCGCGUACAGCUCAGCACAGUAGUGGCUCCUUUUUCCAUCAGCCUCACCCCAGACCCAACACCCAACCUCAUUAUCUCGCCCACACUUUUUAUGACCAACAUCACACAGCUUCGCUUUCUCCCAAUCUUCUUUCUCCUCUAAGCUAACACACAUUACACCAUAUCCACUUCCACGCCCUCCCUCCUCUCCCUUCGCUUUUCCUCGCGCGUUCGCGUCCUCCCUCAUACGGUAUCUCAGAACUCAAAAGACCUCUCGCACGACACCCUAUUUCGCCAUGAAUCGACAAGGUUCUCCAUUCACCGCUAUUCUCCAUUCCACUAUUAAUACUACCAGCGAUCAAGCGAUAGGCUAACGAUUUUGCUUCGAUUUGCUUCGGCAACUCAUACACUAUCAGGCCCCGGACCCCAAAUGAGAUUGGCGAGCUUUCCCCAAGCUUCCUCUGCUGCUUCGAGAACUGUCGGUAGUAUGCCGAAUGGUAAAUUAGGUUCGUGCGCAUCGGUACAUCUACGGAGACUGUUUACGGCGCUCACUUCCAAGCUGGGAGCGGAUAGCUGACCCUAGCCCGGUGAGAGUCGCAGGUGGUAGUGGAUGGCAGGGCGGACCGCCUGGAGUACCCAACCCCCCAGGAAGCAGGCCAGGUUCAGGCUUAACAUUUUCGCAAAGUGGGCUCUCAAGUCCUCUGGAUAUGAAGUUAGUCCCAAUUGGUUCAUCAUUCCCAUUUCUAUUCGUCUCUGGUCACAAACGGAGGGUUGACAGGUUCCGGUUUGGUUUGCAGUGAUUUUCCCGCCCUGGGAGGCCAACCCCAGAAUCCGAACGUUCAACCAUGGAAUAGAUUGAACACCCAAUCCCCUUCAGCGCAAAAUCGGCCCCCCCAGCCAGAAGACAUUUUCGCCAACAUGGAUGGAUACAGAAUGAGCGGUGUUGGUGGCGUUAGUGGCCAGGCACAGGCUAGGCAGGCAAUGCAACCAAAUAGCUUGGACGAUUUCCCAGCACUGCCUAGGACUCAGGGAAACGGUGACGGUAUCGAGGAUCGGGGGUUCAUAUCUUUAGCGGGUCUGGGUGGUGCUGCACAAUUUGGCGUACGACAAGGAAGUCUCAGUGCCGGAAGAUCUGGGCUUGUGAUGGGCGGUGGCUCCCAACCUAGCAGACUACUAGACUCCGUAAUUCAACAGACCGGGAAUGUCCAGAUCUCUGAUCUCGAGAAAAAGGUAGCGAAUCCUGAGUGCUGUUUAGCUAGAAGGGAUAGGUACUGACGAUCCCUUAGAAUCUGAUGAAGACUAGCCUCACUUCAAUGGUAACGAACGGAGCCCCGGGUCCGCCAACUAAUAUCUCCUUAUCAAACAUCUCACGACCUAUAUCACAGCAGGCUCAGCAUUCUUCACCAGCGCCCGGCGUGCAGAAUCCUGUUGGUCAUUCCUUAGGAGCGCAGCAACAACAAGCUCAGCAAUCUAAGCUACCUUCUAGUCUAACUAGUGUUGACUUUGGGGGCAAUCAGUCGAAUCCCGUGCAAACGCCGGGGAUGGGGGAAACCGAUAGGUUUGGUCUUGGCGGGCUCCUGAGCUUGAUAAGAGGAGAGAGCGGUGAUUAUUCAAUGCUGGCGUUAGGGCAGGAUCUGACACAAUUGGGACUCGAUCUGAACCAGCCCGAAGCGCCUCUGUAUCCUUCUUUUGCGUCUCCCUGGGCUGAGGUUGAUUCCAAACCCGUUGAACCCGAAUAUCAACUGCCACCUUGCUACACUGUGCAAAACGUGCAAUCACUCGGCGCCAAGGUCUCGAGUUUCUCUGACGAAACGUUGUUUUAUAUUUUCUACACAAUGCCGAGGGAUAUAAUGCAAGAAGUGGUCGCGGCAGAGCUGUAAUAAUUACCCAUCUCCCUCGAAUCCUGUCACUCCCCCGCUAAUGCUUUUGUCCUCUCUUUUAUCUUCUUCCCUUUAAGCAAAGGUCUUCGAGAAAUUGGAGGUACCAUACAGCGCUCAAACUAUGGUUAACCAAGGACAACGCUAGCGACAUUAGGCAGAUAUCCGAAAAUGCUGAAAAGGGGAUAUAUGUUUUCUUCGACCCGAAUUCGUGGGAGAGAGUAAGGGUAUGUCCCCUUUCAGAAUGUGAUCACGAGCAAAGUUGACCUGAUCCUCAAUAUCCCAACGUUCAACAGAAAGAAUAUGUCCUCGAUUACACAUUCUUAGACCAUAGGGCAGCUCCGGGUAUCAUAAACGGUUGAUAGCCUGAGGGUACGCAGCUGGCCAUUGAAUUUAGUGGGACUUCUUUAUCCUCUUGCGUCAACCGGGAGGGGAGGGCAUUCUCUCAGAUUUUUCCAGUGUUCCAGAUAUGCGAACUUCUGAUUUCUUUUUUCCCUUUUCGUUCAUUGCACUGUGGGUCUGGUUCGGAUUUGGUGUAAUCUUUUGCUCCUCAAGGUCUCGGGAAUGCAGCUCCUCCCUCACUCUUUGCUCAGAAAACAAUUGAAACGGGCAAAAAAUACAUAAUGC